Molecule: messenger RNA, 1795 nt
Organism: Scleropages formosus (Asian bonytongue)
Lineage: Eukaryota; Metazoa; Chordata; Actinopteri; Osteoglossiformes; Osteoglossidae
Product: F-actin-capping protein subunit alpha-2
Exons: 10
Coding region: 54-914 (286 amino acids)
Biological process (GO): barbed-end actin filament capping; actin cytoskeleton organization
Cellular component (GO): F-actin capping protein complex; cortical cytoskeleton
Molecular function (GO): actin filament binding
Source: RefSeq, a predicted model, not a curated record
GCUCCCGGUGACGUUAGACGCGCCUUCGUUGAGCUGUUUUGCCGGAAGGAAAGAUGGCGGAUCACGAGGAGCAGCUAUCUGAUGAAGAGAAGGUGCGCAUUGCUGCAAACUUCAUCAUCCAUGCUCCACCUGGAGAAUUCAAUGAAGUUUUCAAUGAUGUGAGACUGCUGCUUAAUAAUGACAAUCUGCUCAGAGAAGGUGCAGCACAUGCUUUUGCACAGUACAAUUUGGACCAGUUUACUCCAGUGAAAAUUGAUGGGUAUGAGGAACAGGUCUUAAUCACAGAACAUGGUGACCUGGGUGGAGGCAGAGUCCUAGACCCCAAGAACAAGAUCUCCUUUAAGUUUGAUCACCUGCGAAAGGAAGCCAGCGACCCUCGUCCUCACGAUGUGGAGAGCAGCGUAGAGAGCUGGAGAAAUGCUGUAGACGCAGCUGUGCGCAACUACGUGAAGGAGCACUACCCCAGUGGGGUCUGCACCAUUUAUGGAAAAACUAUUGACGGACAUCAAACCAUCAUUGUGUGUAUUGAGUGCCACCAGUUUCAGCCAAAAAACUUCUGGAACGGUCGCUGGAGGUCAGAAUGGAAGUUCACUGUCACCCCUUCUUCCACCCAAGUGGCAGGGAUCAUGAAAAUCCAGGUUCACUACUAUGAAGAUGGUAACGUUCAGCUUGUGAGCCACAAAGAAGUUCAGGAACCUAUGACCAUUUCAAAUGAAGCUCAAACUGCAAAGGAAUUCAUCAAGAUCAUGGAGGCUGCAGAGAAUGACUACCAGACUGCCAUUAAUGAGAAUUACCAGGCCAUGUCAGAUACUACUUUCAAAGCCUUACGCCGACAGCUUCCUGUCACCCGUACCAAGAUCGAUUGGAACAAGAUUCUGAGUUACAAGAUUGGGAAGGAGAUGCAGAAUGCUUAAGCCACCCUCUCCCAAGCUUAUUGCAUGAUGGAUCGGUCCCUUUGUCCUUGUGUAAAGUUAAAUUGAUUUAAAAAGGUUGGCCUCAGUUGAAAUUUGACUUUAUAUUCAGAAUUUUAUACAGGUAUUCAUGGAACACCUAUUCACAGCUAUCUGUUUUAGACAGUGUUGCUCAAGAAAAUGAUACACCUUGUUGUUUUUCAACUGCUUUCAUGCGCAACGUUUAUUGUGGCACACAACUGUGCUGGUAAGACCUUUAUCAGUUGAUCAUGAGAAAAAAAACUUAAAUUCCCAUAAAAAUAAAAAUAUUUUAACAAAACUCUGUAGUGUAGGAUAAACAACUUUAAGAACAAAAAUAGGAAUCCUCUGAGAUACAGUUUAUUCCUUAGACAUAAGAAUGAGCUCUGAUUGUGUUGGCUCGCUGUCUUGUCCAUUCCCCACCGGAGGUCACACUUGCUGUGCACCUGCCCUUCAUCUCCCUAUGUGGAUGUGCCCUCCCUCUGUCAGAUUAAAAAGACACCAUUGAUAACUGCUCACUCUGGGCAAGUUGCAGGUUUACACUGUGAUGUAACAUGAUCAUGCAAGCAGCCACGGAGAGAAUGAAGCAAAGAAAAGCUUAAUUAAGUCAUUAAUUGCUAAUCUGAACAAAAUGCAGAGCUUCUGAAAGUGCAAAUAUUUAACAACUUGCAGCAAGAAUUGUAUUAAAUGGCCACACAUUCUCAUUUUUAUUGAAAUGGAUAUUACUGUAUAAUACUGAGGCACAUUGUAAUAUAUAUCUGUAUUAAAACUGUCUGACGGUUUGGUGAUUUAUUUCCUCUACAUGAACUGUAAUACAAUCUCAAUUAUGUUGCAUUAAAAGACAGAUUUUCUAUUUGAGUUGUAAA